Molecule: messenger RNA, 4868 nt
Organism: Ctenopharyngodon idella (grass carp)
Lineage: Eukaryota; Metazoa; Chordata; Actinopteri; Cypriniformes; Xenocyprididae
Gene: plppr2a
Product: phospholipid phosphatase related 2a
Exons: 9
Coding region: 417-1460 (347 amino acids)
Biological process (GO): signal transduction; phospholipid dephosphorylation; phospholipid metabolic process
Molecular function (GO): phosphatidate phosphatase activity
Source: RefSeq, a predicted model, not a curated record
CGAGCGUGAAUACAAAUCAGACUCCCUCCUAGACUCCCCGUCGCGCACACGCGCAUUCUCUGCAGCCGCACUGGAGAGCUGCGGUUGAGGUGACGAUUUAAUCUCUCACGCCUCAUUAAGGAGGAUCCGCCUGUGCAUGCGAGUGCGGUUUGCACACAGACCGUGAGCGCAUCUGCAUACGCUAAUGUGAGGAAACGCUCCACGAGAAAAAUCCCGUGUGGGUGGGAGAAUAGAAGGAAGGACGAGGAGAGGAAAGCUGCACAGGAGUUCCAUGGCAAACGCGCGUUAUGGCCACUGCAUAGGAAUCCAUCGCGACGGCUGCAGGGUGUGAAAAGAAAGAUAUGCAUAUAGAGCAGCAUGAAGACUAAAGUGGGAAAGCGCGAGGAGGAACAGAGCAGAAAGAAGAGGGAUCUACAAUGGCAGCAGAAGAGAAGCCUGCUGUGAAGAGCAGUAGCUCCAUUUUACCAUGUUUCUUAUUUGUGGAGCUGGUGAUCAUGGCAGGCACCGUUCUCCUGGCGUACUACUUCGAAUACACGGACACCUUUCCCGUACACGUCCAGGGAUUUUUCUGCUUCGAUAAGACGUUCUCCAAACCUUACCCUGGACCGGAUGAGACCAGUAACGUACCGCCGGUGCUCGUGUACUCUCUGGUUGCUGCGAUUCCUACUAUAACCAUUCUGGCUGGCGAGGUGAUGGCAUUUUUCAUGAGGUCGGAGGGCACGCAGGAGAAGACCAUAGUCACAGCCGACUGCUGUUACUUCAACCCCCUGCUGAGACGCGUCAUACGCUUCCUAGGUGUCUAUACCUUUGGCGUGUUCACCACCACCAUCUUUGCCAAUGCUGGACAGGUGGUGACAGGAAACCAGACGCCUCACUUUCUGUCAGCAUGCAGACCAAACUACACAGCACUGGGCUGCCAUUCCAACUUACAGUACAUCACAGAGCGCAAAGCCUGCACAGGAAACCCCCUCAUAGUGGCAUCUGCACGGAAAUCGUUUCCCUCCAAGGAUGCGGCCCUCAGUGUUUAUUCAGCAGUGUAUACAGUGAUGUACGUGACGUUGGUGUUUAGGACUAAAGGGACGCGUCUGACCAAACCCACACUCAGUCUGACUCUGCUGUGUCUGGCCAUGUUGGUGGGUGUGGUCAGAGUGGCUGAAUACCGCAACCACUGGGCCGACGUCCUCGCUGGAUACUUCACUGGCGGAGCCAUCGCUGUCUUUCUGGUGACUUGUGUGAUCAACAACUUCCAGCAGGCAAAGCCCCCACCCCCACCAGCGCGACCCCAGCGUCCUGAGUCUGUGCUGGGCAUGCCCAUGGUGGCGCUGCCCUGCGUAGAGAGUCCACUUGAAAAACUCCAAGGGGAUCUCCAUUCACUGAGAUCACAUGACCAUCAGCCUCAUCGGUUCCCCGUCCCCCCCGAUGUCCUCAUACCGUCUCGCUCCAUUUCCAGCGAAGUCUAGACCAGCCGUCCCAGCACACACGCCACUGCGCCGCCCACUCCGCGGGACGCUCCGCCACUCUGCACCGCUCCUACUCGACGCAGGUCUAGAUUUCCUCACCUCCAACCCAUCAUCCUCCAUAUUCCUCCAUGCUGCCGAUAGGGCCUCCACAAACCGCUCAAACAAACGACGAGAAGCACUUUUCGAGAGCCUGCUCAAAGAUGUCGAAAAGUCUGAACAAAAGCCAGAAAUCACAGGUAGGCGUCUCACUCUUGCCAGAGGGUUUGUUUGGACUGUGGGUGGAGGAUUUGCACCUAUUUAGACCUCAAACCUCAACCUGACCUAUUUCCUGGGGAACCGAUGAAGAAGUCUUGAUCAGCUUUUGGCUGAAAUGCAGAACUCGAUUUUUACUGCAGUGUGUCAGAUAUUUCAAUUCAUAUGUAAAUACAUGCACAGUUUUCUUCUUUUUUGGUUAAAGGCAUGUCUGUUUUUUUUUCUAUUUUGUUCAUAGCAUUGAUGGAGUUAAGUUUUUAUAUUCAUCACACUGUUUAUUUUUGAAAAUCAAGGCAGUGCAUCUAUACAUGGAAUAUUUAUUGGUUGUCUUUGAGUCAUGUUCACUAUGCACUUGGGACAAUCUCAUCAGCAUCAGAUAUCUGGACAUUUUGUAAGUGCACAUCAAGAACUGCAUUAGGAAAAGACCUCUAAACUUGGAGACAAUCUUGAUACCAGCUCUUAUAAUAAUGUUUGGAAGCACCAGAAGGAAUUGCAGUGUUUAAUGACAUACACAAAAACUCAACCACAGAAUUUUUUUUAUAUAUAUUUAAUGUCCAGUUUGUGCUCACAAGGAUUUCUCCACCAGCUAGAUGUAAUGCACAUGAGCCAUCAUUUUCAUUCUGUCGCCCCAGACACAACACAAUGCUUUCAGAUACAAGACAUUAUUACAGUUUGUCAUCACAGAAGGAUUGGAUUCUUCAUUUCUCAGGAGAGAAAAGCAAGAAUUGCAUCCCAGGACAUCAACAGAACAGUAAAGACAAAAUCUGUAUUGUCGGUGUUAUUUUUGUGAAGGUUUUCAAAAAUGCAGUAACUGAAGGUCAGCUAGUUUCUUUCUUGUAUAGUGAAUAACCUUUUCACAUUAGUAUCACCAUGUGUUACUAACAGACUUGUGCACCAUACAGAAUUGAACUGAAAAUGCCUUUUUAUUUACAGUCCGGUUCCUGAAUUUGAACUGAGGUAGCAGACAGAUGUAGAAUUGCAGAAAGUGACUGAAAUUCAAAGUAACUGUUCAGUAAUUUGUAACUAGAAAAAGUUUUGUUUAAAAGUUUUGAAAAAUGUCAGUUUGAAGUUUGAAGGUGAUGAUAGAUAGAUAGAUAGAUAGAUAGAUAGAUAGAUAGAUUGAUUGAUUUAACUUUUUGUGAAGUGUGGCCAAUUCAGUUCAAAUUCACAUUUGUAAAUUGAAAGGGAACCAAUUCUGAAUUUUGCACAACCCUCAUUAGCAAGUGUGUAAAAAACCUUUGGCUGUCAUUUUAUAUUGAUGAUGUUAUGAAAGGACCUUGCAAUGAAAUCAUUCCUGAUUUUGCAAACAGCACAGGAUGCCUUGUAAUACAGUGAGAUUUUAAAGUUUAAAGUUAUUUGAGCUAUUAUUAGCCUGCACUGCCUGGGUGACGAGACCUGAAAAGGACAGUCAUUUCAUUAGUGGAGCAAGAUUUUACAUUUUGAUGAAAGACUAAAAAGGACCUAUAAUGCCUCAAGUCUUAAUUUUGGGGUCUACUAGAAUAAGUUUUCAUGCUUGAAUGUUCAAAAAAACACAUUAUUUUUCACAUAUUUGACAUUGUUGCAGCACCUCUCUUCCCAGUCUGUCAGUAUCGCUCUGUUUAGUUUCUGUCUCUAUGAAGCCCCUCCUUCAGAAAAGCACAAUGUGCUCUGAUUGGUCGGCUGGUCCAGUGUGUUGUGAUUGGUCAACCAGUUCGAGUGUGUUUGGGAAAUGUCACACCUCUUACCAUAACCACGAGUUUCAACACACUACUAACUAACUCAACCAGGCCCCGCCCCUUUAUUUUGUGUAUGCCUUUGGCGGGAAUUAUUUAAAUGAGGAAUAUUGUGACGUGUUCGUUCCCGGAAGAAAAGUCAAGAUUACAAUGGAGGCGUUUCAUGGAGAAACAGUGUUACUGAUAUAGAGAAUAACUCCCUCUGGAGUAACUUUGUGCUUUGUAACUUUGCAGCAACAGCAACAUUACACACUGAAGAAAGUUAAAAAUUAAAAAAAAAAAAAAAAAAAAAGCAUAAUAGGUCCUCUUUAAGAAGAAAUAAGAGAAAGUAAUUAGGUAAAUGAUUAGGUGUCUCAGGCAGCUAAAGUAAAGUGAUGCUCAUAGAUUCAUAUGUGCAUGUUUGAUUGACUAUAAUUGAUUUUGAGUGACAGUUUUUCUAAACUGAGGAUGCUUAUGAGCGUGUCAAUUGGAUGUAUGUGCUGUACUGUACCAUAGGCCAAGUUUUGUGUACUACAUAAUUUUGAGCUCUGUUAAAUUGGCUGUUUCUGCCUGUUUUUCUGAUUUUUUUUUUUAAACAUUUUGCUUUGAAUCACAUUUUUUUUUAACAUAGUGUUUACUUAGACUGAUUGUUUGGUACUGUAAGUAAGCUGUGUAUACAAACUGUGUGUACUUUAAUCAGAAGAGUGUAAGAGUGUUGCACUCCAAACGGAUGAAAAUUAAUGUUUGUAACAUUAACUGUGACAUCUAAUCUGUCUGAUGCCCCCUCAGCCUUUACAUCCCGGCACCAGGUCCAGCCUCUGCCACAUUCUGUGCUACGUACAGUUACUGUCUCUGUUGUAAGAGCACCAUGCUUCACAUGCUAAGAAACACAUUUACGCCCUUAAAAAUCCCUUAAAGGUGAAGUGUGCAAUUUUUGUACCACUAGGUAACUACAACAACAGUGAUUUUAAACAUGUUUCCCAAACGUCUGCUAUUGGUCAGACAAGCAGAAAGCCCCACCCCCAAACUCACGCUAUUGGUUGAGCCAAUGGAAUUCUCAAAGAAACAGAGCAAAAAAAAAAUAGUCACAGCCAUAGAAUCUUUAAACUUUUAGGGAGAAUCAACCUACAAAUUAUUUAUAGUUUGCAUAUUAAACAAUACAAUUUAACAUGGAAAAAAUUACUCACUUCACCUUUAAAAAUCUUUCGCCUGUAGCUCUCAGCUCUCGUUUCUUCUUUCAUACAUCCAAUUUAAAAAAAAAUUUAAAAAAAAGAUAUUUGUACAGUUUUGCAAACAAGUCUUUUUGUAUUAAAGAAAAAAAAAAUGACAAAAUGAGUUUUGCACAUGACAUCACUUCUGUGCACCGGAUUAAUUUGUUACUUUACUUUGGUGAUCUUUAUUUAUAUACACCCAACGUCAAUGAUCUGUGUUUUGGGUAACUGAAUAAAGUAAAAGCGUGACAUGC